Penicillium mononematosum is the source of this 288-nucleotide messenger RNA. RefSeq lists its product as uncharacterized. Lineage: Eukaryota; Fungi; Ascomycota; Eurotiomycetes; Eurotiales; Aspergillaceae. The record is from RefSeq and is a predicted model, not a curated record. The transcript has a single exon. The coding region runs from base 1 to 288 and encodes 95 amino acids.
AUGACAUCGCAAAUUUCACCGAAUCAAAUAGGAAUCGACGUUGGCGAGCGUUUAUUCAACAGCCCUGAAAAUCCCAACAGCUGCACUUGCGGCUGGUAUGUCUACUACUCGGCUGUCUGUGGACACGUGUACCAGGAGGUCAAGCACCAAUGUGGUGCGUCCCAGAGCGUGAAAUACGAAAGCGGAAAUAAAACUAGAGCAUCUGCUCGAGGUAGGUUCUGCAAGACCCCGGCACCGAAAACCAUCGUCCAGGGGGUGCAGAUCAACGCCAAGUGCCAGCAUUGCUGA